Megalops cyprinoides (Indo-Pacific tarpon) is the source of this 603-nucleotide messenger RNA. Its product is annotated as hemoglobin subunit alpha-like. NCBI's taxonomy places the organism in Eukaryota, Metazoa, Chordata, Actinopteri, Elopiformes, Megalopidae. Gene Ontology annotation, cellular component: hemoglobin complex; haptoglobin-hemoglobin complex; blood microparticle. Gene Ontology annotation, molecular function: oxygen binding; iron ion binding; oxygen carrier activity. The record is from RefSeq and is a predicted model, not a curated record. Bases 60 to 491 code for a protein of 143 amino acids. The transcript has 3 exons. Gene Ontology annotation, biological process: oxygen transport; hydrogen peroxide catabolic process.
ACCCCCACAUAAGGUUCUUUUUCUCUCAAACAGGUGGAAAAGACUGUCAAUACGUAAUCAUGAGUCUCACAGCUAAGGACAAAUCUGUGGUGACGGCCUUCUGGGGCAAGAUCGCUGGAAAAGCAGAAGAAAUCGGCGAUGAAGCCCUAAGCAGAAUGCUGGUCGCGUACCCCCAGACCAAAACCUACUUCUCUCACUGGUCCGACGUGAGCCCCGGCUCUGCCCCGGUCAAGAAGCACGGCGGCGUUAUCAUGGGGGCCGUCGGCGAGGCUGUUGGCAAAAUGGACGACUUGACUGGCGCUCUGGGUAGCCUCAGCGAGCUGCACGCGUUCAAGCUGCGAGUGGACCCUGCCAACUUCAAGAUCCUUGCCCACAACAUCCUUGUGUGCUGCGCCAUGUUGUUCCCUGGUGACUUCACACCGGAGGUGCACCUGUCCUUUGACAAGUUCUUCCAGAAUUUAGCCUGGGCUCUGUCCGAGCGAUACCGCUAAACACCGCGGACACCGACACGAACGGGACAGAUAAUCCGCUCUGUAGAACCCGAUCGCACAAUUGUUGUCCAUGUAUAAGAUGCAAAGCAACAAUAAAGCUGAUUGAAAUCCA